Molecule: messenger RNA, 1168 nt
Organism: Hemiscyllium ocellatum (epaulette shark)
Lineage: Eukaryota; Metazoa; Chordata; Chondrichthyes; Orectolobiformes; Hemiscylliidae
Exons: 8
Coding region: 35-1168 (377 amino acids)
Source: RefSeq, a predicted model, not a curated record
ACCAAUCAAUGCUCAUGUUUUUCAAGUAUCUGUUAUGAAGGUAUGUGACUAUAACAUACCAGUUGUGUUGGACACAGGCUCUGGUCUGAUGAAAGCUGGCUUUGCAAAUCAGGACCUACCAACGACUAUAUUUCCAACAGUAAUUGGACAACCUAAAUAUGAGAGAGUUUGUAAUGGGAGGAAUCAAAAAGAUGUUUACAUUGGGCACGAUGCUCAACAUAUGCGAGGUGUUCUGUCCUUGCACUACCCACUGGAACAUGGCGUUGUGACAAACUGGGAUGAAAUAGAAAAGAUCUGGCAUCAUACGUUUUAUCACCAGCUCCGCAUUGAGCCUGAAGAUCAUCCAGUUUUCCUGACAGAGGCAGCCAUGAACCCACACCGGAACCGAGAGCGAAUGGUUGAGAUCAUGUUUGAAGUUUUUAAUGUGCCUUUUACUUACGUGGCAAUUCAAGCUGUCUUAGCACUUUUCUCUUCUGGGAGAACAACAGGUAUAACCUUGGACUCUGGAGAUGGGGUGACGCACACUGUACCGGUCUAUGAAGGAUACAGUCUGCCUCAUGCCAUACAACGCCUAAAUCUGGCUGGCCGAGAUCUCACAGAAUAUUUUGGAAAGCUGUUGAAAGAAAGGGGUUAUUCAUUUAAUACUUCAGCAGAACAGGAAAUUGUCCGAGAUAUCAAAGAGAAGCACUGUUAUGUUGCCGAAGACUAUGAAAGAGAAGUGGGGCACUUGGAAAAUUGUGGCGAACUAAACUACAGAUUGCCUGAUGGACAAAUAAUUACAAUAGGCAAUGAGAGGGUCAGAGCUCCAGAGCUUUUGUUUAAACCAGAGGUGAUCGGAAGAGAUCACUAUGGAAUUCAUGAGAGUCUUCUCCGUGCCAUUAUUCUCUGUGAUGUGGACCUGAGACAAACCUUUGUUGGAAAUAUUGUUCUCUCAGGAGGAAACACUCUGCUGUCUGGAUUUGGAGCAAGAGUACAAAAAGAAAUCUCUUCCAUGUUGCCCCUGGACCUGUCAAAGUAUGUACACAUUUCAAGCCCGGCAAACCGGGACUUCACAGUGUGGAGUGGGGGUGCUGCCCUGGCAAGUUCAUCUGUCAUUGACCAUGCCUGGAUCAGCCGAGAAGACUAUUAUGAAUUUGGUCCAAAAAUUGUUCAUAGGAAGUGUUUUUAA